Messenger RNA from Coffea arabica (coffee), 1396 nucleotides. RefSeq lists its product as uncharacterized. NCBI's taxonomy places the organism in Eukaryota, Viridiplantae, Streptophyta, Magnoliopsida, Gentianales, Rubiaceae. The record is from RefSeq and is a predicted model, not a curated record.
GGAAAGAAGGAAAGGUUGCUUGGUUAGAAGCUAGGUAGCCUAAAACAUUCGUCUCUCUCCUUUCCCUCUCUCCCAAUAAUUCUCGGAACCCAAAAAAGCAGUCCACCGUUAAAGACAAAGCGGCCUCCCUAGCUUUCUCACUUUCUCAAUUGCUUCUACGGAUGCCUUCCCCUUCUUUCUAGAUUAUUCUUAGAUUAUUUGGUUACUGCCACAAAUAUUGGUACUAUUUUGCUUACCCAAAGGCAUUUGUUUGAAUUGUAAAAGAAAACCCUAAUUUGAUUGGGAUUUUAAUUCUGACUUGUCUAUUUAUUGGAUCGGUUGUCGAUUGGGUAUUCAACCACAGAAUCAGACCGGUCGAAUUAUUUCAUUUUAUAAUUAUAAUUUUUGUUAAAUUCUGUUUAGCUUUUGAGGUGGGAAAAAAUGGUGUCGGCUAAUAGGGAGAUGGUGGUCUUCUGCUUUGAUACUCUUGUGGCUCACUACAACAGCGAAGAAGCUCCUCCUCCUGCUUUCGACGAGGGUCAACACCCAUUGUUUGUGACUUGGAAGAAAGUGAUCAAUGGUGGUGAGCCUCGUUUACGUGGUUGCAUUGGUACCUUGGAAGCUCGCUGCUUAAUUAAUGGUUUCAAGGACUAUGCUCUAACAAGUGCUCUCAGGGACAAACGUUUUCCCCCAAUACAGGCCAAAGAAUUGCCUUAUUUGGAAUGUACAGUUUCAAUACUGACUAAUUAUGAAACCGCACAACAUUACCUUGACUGGGAGGUUGGGAAGCAUGGUAUAAUCAUUGAAUUCACUGAUCCUGACUACAAUACUAGGCGAAGUGCCACUUACCUGCCUGAGGUGGCUGCUCAUGAAGGUUGGACAAAGACAGAAGCAAUUGAUUCACUGAUUCGAAAAGCGGGAUACAAUGGCUCCAUAACUGAAUCACUGCGAAAGCGCAUCCGACUUACCCGCUAUCAGAGUACAUUAUUCACUAUGCACUUCAGUGAUUAUGUUACUUAUGUCAAGACAACCCGAGGCUCUGCUCCUGCUAUCAAUGGGGUAAAAUCAGGCUAUUUCUGAUUGUGUGGUUGUACCUAAAAUUUAGACUACAAAUAGCAUUUGGUCGAUCUGGGGUGGUACCUUGUCCCCAAAAGAAUCGUCUGCUUGGUUGGGGCAAAUUUGUUGUCGUUCCAACCCGCUGCAGCCAUUGUUGCAAGUCGUAAUUUGUCCAAAUAAUUCUUCAAAUUCAUUUGAUUUUGAAGAAUGAACACCAAUAACUCCAUUUGGAUUUCAUUAGGCCGUGCUCAAUCCACAAGAUUUCCAAAAGCUUGUGGUGAAAUGGCUCCUGUUUAUGAACUCAGCUGUCUGUAACAAAGGUAUCCGAUUUCAAAUCUCUGUUUUGCUGUGUUCAUGGUUU